Messenger RNA from Lasiosphaeria miniovina, 1047 nucleotides. RefSeq lists its product as uncharacterized. The record is from RefSeq and is a predicted model, not a curated record. NCBI's taxonomy places the organism in Eukaryota, Fungi, Ascomycota, Sordariomycetes, Sordariales, Lasiosphaeriaceae. The transcript has 3 exons. Bases 243 to 899 code for a protein of 218 amino acids.
GAAAAGAAGAGAGAAAAUUAGAGACGGGGAGCUUAAGGGGGAAGAGAGAAGAAAGUAGGUUCGUGUGGAUUUGUGUAUAUUUGUGUGAGAGAGAAGAAAGAUUUCUUCUCUAAUCUCAUAUUCAUCUCUGUUGUGUAUGACUGUGUGUGAUAAAAACAUGGGAAUGGAAGAAGGAAAAGAAAGAUUUGAAGAGAACUCACGUCAGCUCCACAUUAAUCUUCGCGCUGAACGGCAGGUUGCCGAUGAAGCAGAUGAAGCGCGUCUUCUUGUCACUUUCGGCGUUGUUGUCGUCCUCGUCGUCUGCCGCGGUAGAGGCGGUGGCUUCGCCGGUUUUCGUGGUGUCAGCUGAUGGCUCGGCGGCGUCCUUGCUGCUGCUAUUUUUGGACUUCUUGUCCUUCUUUUCCUUCUUGGAUUUCUUGUCCUUCUUGGACGAAGACUCUGCCUCAGCGCUGGCACCAGCGUCGGUCUUGAACGCCUUGCUGGGCGUUGAUGUGGGCGCAGGCGAGUCGUCUUGGCUCUUGCUCUUCUUGCUGCUCUUGUCCUUCUCCUUCUUAUCUUUCUUCUCCUUCUUGUCCUUCUUUUCCUUCUCCUUCACGGGCUCCUCCUUAGAUGCGGCCGCAUUGGGCUCUGCGGCGACGGCGGUGGCGGCGAUCUUGGACUCCUUGGCUUUCUUCUUUUCUUUCCUGUCCUUCUUCUCCUUCUUGGACUUCUUAUCGCUCACAACCUCUUCAAUGGCAGGUUCGUCGUCGACGGCCUGCUUCGUCACCUCGGCCUUGCCAUUGGCGUGGACUUUGCUCUUCUUGAGAAUGGGCUUGGCGUCUUCCUGCCCCGCGGCGAUAUCUUCUUCGGUUGUUGACCGACAACGCACGAGCUCCGCUUUGAGAAAGCCAAAUUGUUAGUGUGCUAGCACAUCAGAGUUUGAGAUAGAGGGUAUAAAAUACUGGCGAUUUGAUGCAAAUUGCGAAUUGUAUACAUAUACGGAAUAACGUAGUGUAAAAAGCGAGAUGCCGCCCGUUUACUCGCAUCACAAGGCACAACCACAGCGGA